Molecule: messenger RNA, 2451 nt
Organism: Closterium sp. NIES-65
Lineage: Eukaryota; Viridiplantae; Streptophyta; Zygnematophyceae; Desmidiales; Closteriaceae
Source: the annotation of a GenBank genome assembly
AUGUCACUCAGCACUUGCUCCCGUUACCCCCCUCUGAUCGCGCUCCUUCUCCCGCUUCUCGCGCUGCUCCUUGCACCGCCCAACUCCCUGUGCGCUGCGGAACGAGAGAACCGAUUUAAAUCCGCUACUACCGCGACGCGCUUCAUCCUGCUGCCCAACAACGCGUACGGCGCGAAAUGCCUCGACGGCAGUCCCCCCGCGUACUACUUCCGCGCGGGGUCGGGCGCGGGGAGGCGCAAGUGGCACGUGCAUUUCCCCCAGGGCGGAUGGUGCUUCUCCCCAGAGGGAUGCAUCGAGCGCGCCAAUUCCUCCCUCGGCUCCUCGCACUUCUGGGCCCGACGCCUCCCCGCCAUCGUUGAAAACGGCAAGAAGGUGCCGAAUGUGAGUAGAGUGUGCCCUUUCCCUCCGCCUCUCCCGCUCACUCCGCCAAUUCCUCCCUCGGCUCCGCGCGCUUCUGGGCCAGACGGCUCCCCGCCAUCGUUGAAAACGGCAAGAAGGUGCCGAAUCAGCACGCGGGGGAGGGCGGACCUGGGGGAGGGCGCAUCUGUGUACAUGCAGGGGCGGGAGAUCAUGGCCGCACUCAUUGACGAUCUCCGCACUCGGCGGGGCAUGGGGGCGGCGUCGCAUGUGCUCUUCUCGGGCAGCUCAGCGGGCGGCCAUGCCAUCAUCAUGCACUGCGACCGCCUCGCUGCCGCCUUCCCCCGCGCCCAAGCCUCUUGCCUCUCCGACUCGGGCCUCUUUGUUGAUGCCAAGGACCGCUUCGGACAAUACUCUUGGCGAGAUAGGGUUCGGGAGCUCACCGCUCUGCACCGCAUCAACGUCCCCAAAUGCCCGGCAGGAGCACGAGUGAGGGACAACUGGGUCUGUUUCUUCCCCGAACACACCCUCCCCAAGAUCAAAACUCCCCUCUUCCUCCUCCAGUUUCACUUCGACUAUCGGCUCAUCUCUCUGGAAAACCAGCUCCCAGAAAACAGCACCAAGUACGAGACAAACUGCCUCAGCAUGCAGAUUCUCCUGCCAAACGCCAGUGCCGUGGCUCGCAAGCGAGCGUGGGACGGGCUCCACUGGAACCCGAAAUUUUGCUUGCCUCAGGAGGUUGAUGCGGUGUUUUCAAUGGCGUCUUUGUCGUAUCGGUCCCUGGCGGUAGCAUCAUUGCGUUCCUCGCGCUUCUCGCCUCCGCCCGCCGCGCUUGCCCCCGCUUCCCCCCCCCUGCUCUCACUGCUCCUCCCGCUCCUCGCGCUGCUCCUCACGGCGCCGCCCCGCCCUCUGUGCGCGGCGGAACGAGGGAAGCGCGUAGAAUCCGCUAGUGCGACGCGCCUCGUCCUCCUGCGCAACAACACGCGCGGCGCGAAAUGCCUCGACGGCAGCCCCCCCGCGUACUACUUCCGCGCGGGGAGGGGCGCGGGGAGGCGCAAGUGGCACGUGUAUCUCCCCACGGGCGGAUGGUGCUUCUCCCCGCGCGACUGCCUCGAUCGCGCUAACUCUAGCCUCGGCUCCUCGCGCUUCUGGGCCACACGCCUCCCCGCCAUCGUUGAAAACGGCGGAGCAGUGACGAAUGCUAAGGUCUCCUACCCUCAACUGGGCGGCUUGCUCUCCCGCAGCAAGAGAGCCAACCCGGUGUUCCACGGGUGGAACCUGGUGUGGGUGGUGUACUGUGAUGGUGGCGCCUACAGCAGCACGCGGGGGAGGGCGGACCUGGGGGAGGGCGCAUCUGUGUACAUGAAUGGGCGCGGGAUCCUGGACGCGCUUUUUUAUGACCUGCGCAUGAAGCGGGGCAUGGGGGCGGCGUCGCAUGUCCUCUUCUCAGGCAGCUCAGCGGGCGGCCAUGCCAUCAUCAUGCACUGCGACCGCCUCGCUGUUGCCUUUCCCCGCGCCAAAGCCACCUGCCUCGCUGACUCGGGCUUCUUUGUUGAUGCCAAGGACCGCUUUGGGCAGUACUACUGGCGAGAAAAGAUUUUAGCGCUCACCGCUCUGCACCCCAUCAACGUCCCCAACUGCCCAGCAGGAGCACAUGUGAGGGACAACUGGGUCUGCUUCUUCCCCGGAAACACCCUCCCUCAGGUCACCACACCCCUCUUCCUCCUCCAGUUUCUCUUUGACCGCCGCUUAAUCCGCCAGGAGAAGCAGCUGCCGGCAACCGAUUUCCAGUAUUCCACAGACUGUUUGAGCAAGCAGAUUCUCCUGCCAAACGCCAGUGCCGUGGCUCGCAAGCAUGCGUGGGGGGGACUCAAUUGGAGCCCGUCUGUAUGCUUGCCUCAGGAGGUCGACGUGGUAUUCUCGAUGGCUGCUGUGUCGUAUAGGUUUUUGGCGGAAGCGGUACGGAGAAAGGGGAAUUUGGGGGUGAUGCUGGCCCCGGGGAUGGGGCACGCGGUGGUGUUUUAUUGGAGCUGGUUCAGGGCUUACUUUGGAGCGCCGAAACUGAACAGGAUAUUCAAUAGAUGGUUUGUGUAA